Molecule: messenger RNA, 776 nt
Organism: Vicia villosa (hairy vetch)
Lineage: Eukaryota; Viridiplantae; Streptophyta; Magnoliopsida; Fabales; Fabaceae
Product: auxin-responsive protein SAUR24-like
Exons: 1
Coding region: 57-359 (100 amino acids)
Biological process (GO): response to auxin
Source: RefSeq, a predicted model, not a curated record
CAUCAACUAGUUCUUUUUCUUCAAAAACAAUUGUUAUCAACUUGUUUGAAGAAAUAAUGGCAUUUCGGCUACCUUUGAUAAUGCAAGCUAAGAAGCAUAUUUUCUGCCGCACAUUUUCAAGAGGUAAGAAAGUGUUGUCAGCUAAUAGUGAUAUACCAAAAGGAUAUUUAGCAGUUUAUGUUGGAGAAGAGAAAAAGAAGAGAUUUGUGGUUCCGAUAUCAUACUUGCAUCAACCUGCUUUUCAACAAUUUCUUUGUAAAGCGGAAGAAGAGUUUGGAUUUAAUCAUCCGAUGGGCGGUCUCACCAUUCCUUGCAGAGAAGAGAUCUUUGUUAAUGUCACUUCUCAGAUGGAAAGAUAAUCACUGCAACAAACUCGAAUGCUUUUCUCCGGUGAUCUUCCAGAAGCAUGCAAAUGUAAAUCGACUCUUCAGUUUCUUAUGGCAACAUGAUAUGUAGGGCCAAAGAUGACAAGAAGGCUUUGUUGCAUGUAACAGCCAUGCAUUAUAUGGAUAUAGUUUCAUGCUUCAAUAGUUUAUCAUCUUUUCUAACAAAAUCACAUGAUGUGUAGAAUUAAUUAGUCAAGAGAGUUAAAUCUAGAAGGAUUUAGUAAUGGUUGAUCCAGAGAUAUUUUGUACUAUAUUGUGAAAUGAGAAUAACAAGGAGUUUAAAUACUCUUGCAGCUUGUAGCUUUUAUCAGUUUGAUAUGGAUCAAUUGAUAUUUAGCCCAAUGUUUGUUUCCAUGUCUUGUUUUCUUUUCUCUAAUAUAUGUUGCAUUG